Molecule: messenger RNA, 2238 nt
Organism: Xylona heveae TC161
Lineage: Eukaryota; Fungi; Ascomycota; Xylonomycetes; Xylonales; Xylonaceae
Product: ATP-dependent RNA helicase DBP9
Exons: 4
Coding region: 91-1953 (620 amino acids)
Cellular component (GO): nucleolus
Molecular function (GO): ATP binding; RNA helicase activity; nucleic acid binding
Source: RefSeq, a predicted model, not a curated record
CGAGACUACCGCACAGCCAGCUUCGUGCACUCUUCCCGCAACGUUCAGUGUCAAUUUCGAGUCUAAACCUGGGUACAAGAGUGACCCAUCAUGAAGCGAAAAUUGGAUCAAGACAAUAUCCCAGCGGAAGUUCCGGCGGCUAAAACGACUGCUGAUUCAGGCAAUCCUGCCGCAGAGGAGGCUACUUUCGACCGUCUAGGGCUUGAUUCAAGAAUUCUGCAGGCUUUAGUGAAAGAGAAGUUUCCUAAGCCUACCUUGGUUCAGGCAAAGGCCAUUCCGUUGGCACUUGAAGGCAAAGAUAUUUUGGCUCGGGCCAAGACUGGCUCUGGUAAAACCGCUGCAUACCUGCUCCCAAUUCUGCAGUCCAUUUUGAAGAAAAAAUCUACGGUCUCUUCUGUCAAAGGCACAUCUGCGCUCAUUCUGGUACCGACUAGAGAACUCGCAGACCAAGUCUCAAAAGCUGUGACGGCGUUUUCUGCCUACUGUGCAAAGGAUGUCCGGAGCGUCAACUUGACACAAAAAGUAUCGGAUGCAGUCCAGCAGUCUUUGCUUGCUGACUCUCCUGACAUUGUUAUUGCAACUCCGGCGCGGGCUUCCUUGAAUCUCAACAACUCCGCGCUCUCCCUGGAACAACUGGCGCACCUUGUCAUUGACGAGGCGGAUCUCGUUCUGUCAUACGGCUAUGAUGCAGAUCUCAAGAACAUUAGCAAAUCGAUACCGAAGGGUGUUCAGACAUUCUUGAUGAGCGCAACCUUGACCACCGAGGUAGACGAUCUCAAGGGCUUAUUCUGCCGAAGCCCUGUAACAUUAAAGCUUGAGGAAGGCGAAUCUGAAGGCGAUGGUGUAAGCCAAUAUGUGGUAAAAUGCGGCGAAGACGAGAAAUUCUUGCUGGCGUAUGUUAUUUUCAAACUCAAGCUUAUCAAGGGCAAAUGCAUUAUUUUCGUCGGCGACGUGGACCGCUGCUACCGGCUAAAACUGUACCUCGAGCAAUUUGGCAUGAAGAGCUGCAUCCUGAACUCCGAGCUGCCUGUCAAUUCCCGGAUACAUGUCGUUGAGGAGUUUAAUAAGAAUGUCUACGACGUCAUCAUUGCCAGCGACGAGCAUGAAGUUGUUGGAGAGGAAGACGACGAAGAGUCGACUUCUAAAAAGAUCGGCAGUGAUGAGCAAGGCAAUGCCGCCGAGGGCGAAGGGCACGACAAUGAGACGCAACCGGCAAAGAAGAAGCGCAAGGCCCCCAAACGAGACAAGGAAUACGGUGUGUCUCGAGGAAUUGAUUUCAAAAACGUUGCGUGUGUCCUCAACUUCGACCUCCCCACCAGCUCCAAAUCAUAUACCCACCGCAUCGGGCGCACUGCACGCGCGGGCCAGACCGGCAUGGCCCUAUCCUUUGUCGUUCCUAAGGAGCUCUAUCGCAAGCACAAGCCUACCAGCAUUCCCAGCACCGAACACGAUGAGACCGUCCUCGCGAAAAUCAUCAAGCACCAAGCCAAGCGAGGCAAAGAAGUCAAGCCUUACCACUUUGACAUGAAACAAGUCGAUGCUUUCCGGUACCGUAUGAAUGACGCCCUUCGCGCUGUGACUGGUCUCGCCAUUCGCGAAGCCCGCACUCGCGAGCUCCGACAAGAACUUCUCAAAAGCGAGAAGCUUAGACGGCAUUUCGAGGAGAACCCUGGCGACCUUUACCACCUGCGUCAUGAUCACGAAUUGAGAUCCGCCCGGAUCCAGCCUCACCUUCGACAUGUUCCCGAGUAUCUGAUCCCCAAGGAAGGCCGGAAAGCCCUUGCCGGCAGCGAUGGCGACCAUCUUGGAUUCGUGAGCAUGAGAAAAGAGACGGACAAUCGGAUCCGCAAGGCAAGGAUGCAGAACAAGUACAGGAAUAAAGGCAAGAGGGGUUCUGGCGGAGGAAGAAAGUCGGAUCCCUUGAAGAGCUUCAAUGCCAAGGGAAAGAAAUAAGGGGGCAAACCCCACUGAGGCUUAAGACUUUGGCGGAUUGUCCUAUGUUCUGCACAUUAUACCUCCUUUUUUUUCCCUUUCUUUUUCUAGCAUAGUUCUUACAAAAAAAGUUAAUCGAUUUUAUUUCAUGAGCACCACUGAAUGUCCCAUCUAGAACAAUCUCGCGACGGAUAACCAAAGACAAGGAAGGAAUUUAAUUGCUAUCCCAUUCAAUGACCAAUAACCUCCUUGUCAAUCCACCAGCCUCUCCAUCCACAAUCAACUGUAAUGGGAACUUUACCACUU